Molecule: messenger RNA, 2316 nt
Organism: Amblyraja radiata (thorny skate)
Lineage: Eukaryota; Metazoa; Chordata; Chondrichthyes; Rajiformes; Rajidae
Gene: zap70
Product: zeta chain of T cell receptor associated protein kinase 70
Exons: 13
Coding region: 257-2047 (596 amino acids)
Biological process (GO): protein phosphorylation; intracellular signal transduction
Cellular component (GO): cytoplasm
Molecular function (GO): non-membrane spanning protein tyrosine kinase activity; ATP binding
Source: RefSeq, a predicted model, not a curated record
AGCAGAUUUAACUGAUUAUGGCUGAAUAAAUUUACUUUAGUUGAUAACUGUUUCCCUUUAUCACAACUGAGGGAAUAUUUUUUCAACAUUAACUCGUCUUGGAAAAAUUACCUUUCUAUUGAUUUGAAAACAAAGGAAGCAGUACUCAACAGAAAAUAAGCUGGCUUUAUAAAUGACGUAGAAUCUCAACAAUACAGAAGGUAUAAGGAGGCAAGAAACAAGUCCUGAUCAGAAGCAAGAAACCCUCAAGGGAACCAUGCGUGAUGUUGCUUUCCAUCUGCCUUUUUUUUUUGGGAGCAUAUCCCGUGUAGAUGCAGAUGAAUUCCUCCGGCUGGGAGAUAUGUCUGAUGGACUCUUCCUGUUACGUGUGUGUUUGCGUAACCUUGGAGGUUACGUCCUAUCGGUCGUCUUUGAUCAAAAAAUCCACCAUUACACAAUUGAACGGCAGUUGAAUGGGACAUAUGCCAUUCCUAACGGGAAGCCUCACUGUGGGCCUGAGGAGCUCUGCGAAUAUUACUCAAAGGAUGCAGAUGGACUAUGCUUUGUACUUCGCAAACCUUGCCUUCGACCCCCUGGCGUCGACCCCAAACCCGGAGUAUUUGACAGCAUUAGAGAAAAUAUGUUACGGGAGUAUGCUCGCCAAACCUGGAGCCUGGAGGGCGAGGUGCUGGAACAAGCAAUUAUCAGCCAAGCUCCACAGUUGCAGAAACUGAUUGCAACCACAGCACAUGAGAAGAUGGGUUGGUAUCAUGGCAUGGCCAACCGUGAAGAGGCAGAGCGCCGUCUCUACUCUGGGGCGCAACCUGAUGGGAAAUUCUUGCUCAGACAACGUGAAGAAUCUGGAACGUAUGCUCUCUCUCUGCUCUAUGGGAAAACAUCCUACCAUUACAGAAUAGAUUUGGAUAAAUCCGGAAAAUUUUCCAUUCCCGAUGGAUCGAAAUUUGAUACUCUUUGGCAGCUGGUUGAAUAUCUAAAGCUUAAGUCCGAUGGAGUGAUAACUGUGCUACGUGAAUCCUGCAGUAACCCUAACCAACCUGCUGAUCCAGUAAAACCUCCAUCACUUCCUAGGAAUAGACUUGGUGCUGCCAGUCUUACCUGCAACCUUGAUGGAUAUACACCGGAUCCAAUUCAAGGCCGCCGAACCCUUCCUAUGGAUACAGAAUCAUAUGUCAGCCCUUACAGCGACCCUGAAGAGUUAAAAGACAAGAAGUUGUACCUGAAGCGAGAAUGCCUGAUGAUUGAUGAAGUGGAGCUGGGAUCUGGCAACUUUGGCUGUGUUAAAAAAGGGGUGUAUAAGAUGAGGAAGAAGCAGAUUGACGUUGCUAUCAAAGUGCUGAAAAAUGACAAUGAAAAAUCACUGAAGGAUGAGCUAAUGAAAGAAGCUGAAUUCAUGCAGAAACUGGACAACCCCUACAUUGUGCGAAUAAUUGGAGUGUGUCAAGCAGAACAUCUGAUGUUGGUGAUGGAGAUGGCUGCAGGAGGACCACUUAACAAAUUUCUGUCCGGCAAAAAAGAUCAGAUUUCUAUCGAGACUGUUAUUGAACUUCUCCACCAAGUUUCUAUUGGAAUGAAAUACCUGGAGGAAAAUAACUUUGUGCACAGGGAUCUUGCAGCCCGGAAUGUACUAUUGGUCAAUCAGCAUUAUGCCAAGAUUAGUGAUUUUGGAUUGUCUAAAGCAAUUGGUGCCGAUGACAGCUACUACAAGGCUCGGACGGCUGGGAAAUGGCCAGUGAAGUGGUAUGCACCUGAAUGUAUAAAUUUCCGGAAAUUUUCUAGCAAGGCUGAUGUCUGGAGCUUUGGUGUGACGAUGUGGGAAGCAUUGACAUUUGGACAAAAGCCAUAUAAGAAAAUGAAAGGCCCAGAAGUUGUUAGUUUCAUUGAAGAAGGAGGUCGCUUGGAUCGUCCUGCUGAAUGUCCAGAUGAAAUGUAUGCUCUUAUGCAGGACUGCUGGAUUUACAAGGUGGAGAAUCGCCCCGGAUUUGAGCUGGUUGAGAGCAGAAUGCGUGACUACCACUAUAAAAUAACACAGAAGCCAGUACCAGUUUGAUAUCAUACUUGCGGUGAUGUUAUACUGACAAGCAUCGGGUUUGAUUUGCUUGUUGGCAUUUUGCUGCACGUGCCAUCUUAGAGUGUUCAUGUCGUCAGUAGUUAUGGAAGCUUAACGAAGCUGAAAUUUUAGCAUUCCUGAUCAAUCAUGCAAUCUGACUUUAAAUAUAAUAAUUUACAUUAAAAAAAUAAUUUAACUUUACCCUGGUUAUUAAACUGAAAUUAAAUUGAGCCUCUGUGGCUUUUCUAUGACAGUAGUGUAAACAUAGU